Pseudopodoces humilis (Tibetan ground-tit) is the source of this 1469-nucleotide messenger RNA. It is a transcript of the gene MANSC4, whose product is annotated as MANSC domain containing 4. The record is from RefSeq and is a predicted model, not a curated record. Gene Ontology annotation, biological process: epithelium development; extracellular matrix organization; epidermis development. NCBI's taxonomy places the organism in Eukaryota, Metazoa, Chordata, Aves, Passeriformes, Paridae. Gene Ontology annotation, cellular component: plasma membrane. Gene Ontology annotation, molecular function: serine-type endopeptidase inhibitor activity.
UGCACCCCUGGAGCAGCGGGGGGCUCCCUGAGGCCCUGACACAUGGCCAUGGCUCUGCUGGUGGCAGUGGCACAAAUGCUGCUGCUUCUGGGUCUGGCUGGGGAGUCCCAGUGCUUCUGCUUGCCCAAUGCCUUCUACAAGAAUUGCUGGAUCUGGCGCUUUCCAGGCCUCCUUGUGGACCUGCGGGAAUCCCAGAGGAGGGGAGCCCAGCUGCUGAAGGGUUAUGCAGAAAUCUCCCCCCAGCAGUGCAGCAGAACCUGCUGCCUUCUGAGGAAUGUCUCUUGCAAUCUAGCAGUGUUCUACCAUGGAGCCAUUCAUGAGAACAGGAACUGCCUGCACAUGUCUUGCCCAGCUCUGGAAAGCUGCAUUCUAAGGGCUGGAGUUGAUGUCAUUUUGUACAACAUCACAACAGGGAUUGAUCCAGAUCUUCUCAUUUUUGAGAAACUGAAAUACCAAGAGCCAAAUGCUCACUCCUCAGCGAGUACAUCUGAGAGGCAGCAGAGCACAAAGACCCCUGAGUGGGGAAGAUACCAACAUCACAAUGUCACCACAUUAGGUUCUCCUCUGCUCCGAGCUCCACCUGCUGCCACGAGCCGUGGCUUACCAGGAAACACUCACACCCCCACCUGGAGUCUGACAGUGCGGAGGACUGAAGGUACUGCCUAUUCCAGGGCAGAAACUUCCCCGGUAGAGGUUGCUUUUGCUAGGAGAACAAGCAGCAGGUCGGUCACCAGCUCAGACAAGACUGCACACUCGGCUAUGAGCCCCAAGUCUGACAAGGUGUUAUUCCAUGCACCCACCCCUCCUCGUCUGAACAGCAGCAAGCAACACCUCAACGAAACCAAAGGCUACAGUGGGAGGAAUUCCACAUUGGGUAACGAGGCAGCUGCCUGGGAAGUUGCAGCUUUGGGGGUCUGGCUGAUUCCUGUUGUCCUUUGCACUUCUCUCCUCUGCCUGUGCUGUUGCACUUGCCCUCACAGCCGAGAGCUGCAGCUACAGGAGGGGUCACUAUAAACCUGCAAGGACAAGAACAAGAAUGUCCAGACAGCUCAUAAAAUAUGCUCCUGUCAGAGGUAAUCUGUGAAACACCAUCCUCGCUCUGGAACAAACAGGAUUUUAAAAAUGCACUCCAUACACCAGUUUACUUCUCUCACAGAAAAUAACAGGUGAUACCAGUUCAGAAUAUUUGGUUAUGAUUUAAUUCUCAGCAGAUGAAACACAACUCCCUGUCUCUUUAGGUAGGAAGCACCCACUCACAGCUCCCACUGUUUGAAGCAUUUUGGUUCAUUAUCUGAUGCAGAUUAAUGCCUGACAAACACUGUAACACUUCCGCUCAGGUUCAGUGCAGCUACAGCAUUGGCAUGUCUGUGUGACAGAGAAUUAUUUAACUGGAUGAGAAAUCCUGCUAUAGUUAUCUUUGUGUUUGUGUAUUUGCUACCAAAUGAAUAAACAUCCCAUGUAAUGCAGGA